Messenger RNA from Dermacentor silvarum, 1494 nucleotides. RefSeq lists its product as uncharacterized. Gene Ontology annotation, cellular component: cytoplasm; mitotic spindle midzone; spindle. Gene Ontology annotation, biological process: mitotic spindle midzone assembly; microtubule cytoskeleton organization. Gene Ontology annotation, molecular function: microtubule binding. Bases 145 to 1461 code for a protein of 438 amino acids. The record is from RefSeq and is a predicted model, not a curated record. The transcript has 8 exons. NCBI's taxonomy places the organism in Eukaryota, Metazoa, Arthropoda, Arachnida, Ixodida, Ixodidae.
UCUGUACCAUCGCAACAGGAGCUGCACGAGCUGCAGGAACAUCUGCAUGCUCUCGAACAGAAAAAGGCCCUACGAACUUGUGAAUUUGGGGCCCUUCAAAGAGAGAUAGUUGUUCAGCUACACUUGGUUGGAGCUGUGCCCGACAUGCAGUUCGAGCAAGAAAUUGUGGACAACCCUGAGACCUUCAUCUUGUUCUUGCAGAACCUUGAAAAUGCUGGCGACUAUCUUCAGAGGUUGAAAAAGCUGGAAAAUGCACGCCAUGAAGAGAUUGCUACCCUAAUGGAACAGCUUAACAUUUUCUAUGAUCGGCUUGAUGUGCCCGAAGAACAACAGCUCGGGCAUCCCACUAGCCUCACUACGGAAGUAGUUGACACGCCCGAAGGCCGCACAGUGGUGCAGCAGGAAGAAGAGAUGCAAGCACUCGUGCAGAGGCUGCGGGAAAUAAGAUAUUCCCGCAAGCGAGAGCUUCACAGGUUGAGAAGCGUGGAAGCAGACCUCUGCCACAGGUUGGACGAGCCUGUAUUUGUGUUCGGCAACGGGGGUUCUGUACCAUCGCAACAGGAGCUGCACGAGCUGCAGGAACAUCUGCAUGCUCUCGAACAGAAAAAGGCCCUACGAACUUGUGAAUUUGGGGCCCUUCAAAGAGAGAUAGUUGUUCAGCUACACUUGGUUGGAGCUGUGCCCGACAUGCAGUUCGAGCAAGAAAUUGUGGACAACCCUGAGACCUUCAUCUUGUUCUUGCAGAACCUUGAAAAUGCUGGCGACUAUCUUCAGAGGUUGAAAAAGCUGGAAAAUGCACGCCAUGAAGAGAUUGCUACCCUAAUGGAACAGCUUAACAUUUUCUAUGAUCGGCUUGAUGUGCCCGAAGAACAACAGCUCGGGCAUCCCACUAGCCUCACUACGGAAGUAGUUGACACGCCCGAAGGCCGCACAGUGGUGCAGCAGGAAGAAGAGAUGCAAGCACUCGUGCAGAGGCUGCGGGAAAUAAGAUAUUCCCGCAAGCGAGAGCUUCACAGGUUGAGAAGCGUGGAAGCAGACCUCUGCCACAGGUUGGACGAGCCUGUAUUUGUGUUCGGCAACGGGGGCUCUGUACCAUCGCAACAGGAGCUGCACGAGCUGCAGGAACAUCUGCAUGCUCUCGAACAGAAAAAGGCCCUACGAACUUGUGAAUUUGGGGCCCUUCAAAGAGAGAUAGUUGCUCAGCUACACUUGGUUGGAGCUGUGCCUGACAUGCAGUUCGAGCAAGAAAUUGUGGACAACCCUGAGACCUUCAUCUUGUCCUUGCAGAACCUUGAAAAUGCUGGCGACUAUCUUCAGAGGGUGAGUUACAUUUACCAGCUUAGAUGCACAGAGACUAUAGGGGCUCUCUCCCUUCGAUGUCUUUACUUUCUUACUGAAAUGAAGCUGGAACUUCCAUUUCAUUUUCAAUUAUUCUUGUGCCAAACCAAAUCACGCCAGUAACAAUGGUGGCAUGGCAGCGUCUACAUCAAUGAC